Molecule: messenger RNA, 2632 nt
Organism: Olea europaea var. sylvestris
Lineage: Eukaryota; Viridiplantae; Streptophyta; Magnoliopsida; Lamiales; Oleaceae
Product: DDT domain-containing protein DDB_G0282237
Exons: 10
Coding region: 223-2310 (695 amino acids)
Source: RefSeq, a predicted model, not a curated record
AGGAAAUGAAAGGAGGAAGAAGGGAGAGAAAGGGAACAACGCGCAAGUAUUCAGCGGCGAAAAAACGAAUCAUCACCGCUCCUCUCUUUCUUCUACCGAUUCUCUUUUUCCUAUAAAUACUCAUUACGUAUUCGCAUGCGCACAUUCAAUCACUCAAUCAAUUCAAUUCAUACUCUCUGGGUUUGAAGUUGAAAUUCCAAGAAAAUUAAGAACGUAACGGAAAUGCCUCUGUACAGAAGAAAGCCAUUUCCUCUGGUGGAGAAGCCCAAGGAUUUAAAGCCUCAAGAGCUUGUCUUUCAAGUUCGAUUUACUAAAGAAAUUUUCAGAGAUUAUAGUGAAUAUCUGAAGAGGAUCAAUUUAUAUCGAAAAAGAGUGUGGACAUGCAAAGCCACGGGGAAGGUUAACUUAACCUAUGAAGAGGCUUUGGUUUCAGAGAAAGAAGCCGCAGAAAGAAUCCAAAAUUUCCCUAAGGAGUUAGUGGCUCCCGUUCUUCGUGAAGUUCAAUUCAGCAUGCUCACAUUAAAAGAUCUCGCGAAUUCUAUUGCUGCAAAGUUACAGGGACCCUUCUCAGAGGGUGCUGUAUUAUAUGGGAAAAAGGAUGGCCGUUUACAUAGGUGUAGAAUUGUAAAGGUUCCCGAAGAGGUGGACAAAACUCACUACGAGGUUACGUGGCUUGGAAGUGACAAUAAAGUAACUGGAAAGGCAUUAUUAAAAGGCGAAGACUUGACUGGGAAGAAACUGCCUUUUACUAGGGCUGUUCUCAAGUCUUUUAUCAAAGAUUCAACAUAUCGAAGUUUUCCCUGGGUCUUACAUGAUAGUUUGGUGAAGAAGCAUGGAAUUUCUACUGCUCCUCCUGAAGAACUAAAAAGUAAAAUUUCCAUACAGGAUGGACUUGUAGUUAGUCAUAGGAAGAGAAAAAGAAGUGACAUUGAGAAAAAUACGGGGGAGGUGAAUGAAAAUGGUUUCGUUCACAGGAAAGGAAAUGAGAAACCAGAAGCUCAGGCUGUUAAAUAUCCCAUCGAUGAUCUAUUGGUGCAACCUUCUGAGGAAGACCAAGAUUUGACAGAGCGUCCUUCUCCUUGCAGGGAUUUCUAUGUACCCAUGGAUUGUGUUGGGAAUCUUUUGAUGGUGUGGGAUUUUUGUACUUCUUUUGGCAGGUUAUUAAGCUUGUCGCCAUUCUCCCUUGGAGAUUUUGAAAAUGCCAUUUGCCAUAAGGACAGUACUCCAUCUCUCAUUGUAGAAUCUUAUUCAGCACUUCUUCGCUUGCUAAUGAAAGACAAUGGGGACUUCUCCAUGGCUAUAGAAAAUAAGAAAAGGAGGCCAAAGAUUACAGCUGUCACUUGGACAGAGUAUUUAUGUGAUUUCGUGGAAACCAGUUGUGCUUUGAAAUUAUCUACACACGUCAGUACAAUUAAGCGGGGUCACUAUGGCCUUUUAGACAUUAAUGUGAAACUGGAAAUCUUCCGAGAACUGGUCGAUCAAGUCCUUGCAACAGACAUUUUUCGAGAGAAGUUGGAUGAGCAUAUUGAAGAGCGUCAUGCACUUGCCUCAACGAGGAGAGAUGAAGCACUUGAGGAAGGUAAAAAGAGGAGGGAAGAAAAAGGGCACAGGAAAGUAGGGACUGACAUCAAGGAAGUUGCAGUAGAGCAUAGACCGAAAUCUGUUGCUAGUAAUCACAAUGGACUGAAUGGAGUUAUUUCAGAGAAAUGGAAUGGGAUCUCUCCACAGAAUCACUCAACCGUGGACAGUGAGAGUGAACGAGGUGUCGUCCCUGAGAAGAAUGCUGAGAAACUAAACGAUGCAAAUGUCUUGAUAGAAGAUACUAGCAAUCCAUCUAGAAGGGCCCUGAAACUGAUGAAAAUUGACAUCAAGGAAGCAAUAGAAACGAAAAAUACUGCACAAAGGAAAGAGUACCUUGAACGGGAGAUGGAGAAGAGAAUUGUACGCACCAAUCCAUUGGGGAAAGACAGAAACUGUAACAGGUAUUGGUUUUUCCGACGUGAAGGAAAAGUAUUUGUUGAGAGUACUGACUCCAUGCAGUGGGGUUAUUACGAGACUAAGGAAGAGCUUGAUGCUUUAAUUGGAUCGUUGAAUCCAAAGGGUGAGAGGGAAAGGGCUCUUAAAAAGCAGCUAGAGAAAAACUACAACAAAAUAAACUUGGAAAUUCAGAAAAGAUCAAAGGAGGCUGCUCACAGGAUUGCAAUGGAAGAGGAUGUUGUGCUUAGGAGGUCAACUCGCGUUCGUGCCCCACCUAGGGAGAAUCCUGCAUUUGCCUUCCUAAAGUAUGUAAACAAGUGGAAAGAACUCUGAUUGUCAUCUUCCCAGCUAGAUGUAAUAGGCGUAGUAUGUAUACAACUAUUUACCGGCUGAAAGGAGAGAGCAGGUUAAUAGAUGGUUUCUUUACAGUUGAGAUGAUGGCUUCGUUAAGUGGGUUCAGGAGUAGCGAGUUCUUAUUAUCCUCUGAUGAAGGGUUUAUCCAUUUUUGAUGUGAUUGAAAUUUUGGAUGCAAAAGGUCAUCAUUGCAUGGAUUUUUCAUAUUGAGGCCCACCUGAUGGCACAAUAUGCAACACUCUUUAUCCUUGUAAAUGACAUUCAUUAGUUAGUUCAGGUCUUGGAAAAAUAUCAUUUAUCA